Molecule: messenger RNA, 647 nt
Organism: Macaca mulatta (Rhesus monkey)
Lineage: Eukaryota; Metazoa; Chordata; Mammalia; Primates; Cercopithecidae
Source: RefSeq, a predicted model, not a curated record
CUCAAGGCUCCCCUCCAUUUCCCAUCUUUCCUUUCGGUCCUUGAGCACGGGGCAACAAGGUCGUGAGAACGAGGUCUUGGUGAGGUGCAGCCAUUUCAUCCAUCCUCGGUCUGCGCCUUUCGCAGAGCUUCCAGCAGCGCUAUGUUGGGCCACAGCAUCCGGAGGUUCACAACCUCUGUGGUCCGUAGGAGCCACUAUGAGGAGGGCCCUGGGAAGAAUUUGCCAUUUUCAGUGGAAAACAAGUGGGCGUUACUAGUUAAGAUGUGUUUGUUCUUUGGAUCUGCAUUUUCUGUACCCUUCCUUGUAGUAAGACACCAACUGCUUAAACAAUAAGGAUGUUUCAGUUCGUCCAUUUACCAGAUAUGAAGAGCAUUUUAAGAGAUACAGCCUCUGGAAAUGGAUCAAACUCUAACUCAUGGCAUGCUAGAUAUGUUUUUCAAUAAACUUAUGACAUGAAUGCUUAAUGCCUCUUUUUUGAAAUAGGGAAUGUAAUACUUGGCCAUUUGCCUACUUUAUUAAUUUGGGUAACAUUCCAGUAUUACUCUGAGAUUUAGCUUAUUUAAUGGUGUUAAACUGAGGUUAUAUUAUUAAUUUUUUGAUUCCCAGGUCAGGAUUUUGUUGGUAAUUUAUGCAAUAAAAGGGAAAUA